Molecule: messenger RNA, 716 nt
Organism: Phalaenopsis equestris
Lineage: Eukaryota; Viridiplantae; Streptophyta; Magnoliopsida; Asparagales; Orchidaceae
Exons: 3
Coding region: 381-698 (105 amino acids)
Source: RefSeq, a predicted model, not a curated record
GGUGCGCCAAAGAUUGAAAAUGAUCCAUACAUGGCUUCUCUGCUGCAUGAUUUAUUAGCCGUUGAUUGAAGAACUUUUGUAAGUUCUACUUUCACCAUCAAGUUUAAAAAUACUAUUGCUUAAUGAACACUCAGAUAAGUAUAUAGCUGCAGUUUUCUCUACAAUUCAGCCUAGAAUUUGCCAGUGUUCACUUUUUAACAUAUUUAUGUAAAAGUAGAAUUGGUUAAUUUUAUUUCAAGGAAGAUGUAAGAUGUACAGUUACUAUUACUAAAUUUGUUGUACCUUUUGCUUACUUAACAUUUGAUAUAUUCCAAGUGUGUUUCUGAGAAAACAACUAGAAAAUAAUAAGAUCAAUACAUACUACCUUCUUGCACACAGUUAUGCUGGUUUUCAGGUGGUUCGCUGCCUGCAAUUUCGGUAGCAAAUCAGACCUCUACACCUGUCCCAUAAGUUACAUGUUCAUCUUUCGCUUUGGCUUCGAACUUCAGGAUAUGCAAAAGAAGCUUCAGCAGCAGAACAGAGGUCUUAGCAAGGCUGAACAGAUGCUGAUUGGUCUUUUCAACAGAAAAAGGUUGGAAAUCUUGCUUGAAAAGAAUAAGAUUUUACGUUUCCAUUGCAUGGGAAACUCUUGCCAUGCUUAUGACUAUUUAAAGCAUAUGAUCAUUAUUCCAGGGGCUAUGUUGCAUCAGAGUUCAUAGGCGAUUUAUGGUUAUGAU